Messenger RNA from Phacochoerus africanus (Common warthog), 1730 nucleotides. It is a transcript of the gene TASL, whose product is annotated as TLR adaptor interacting with endolysosomal SLC15A4. Bases 285 to 1184 code for a protein of 299 amino acids. NCBI's taxonomy places the organism in Eukaryota, Metazoa, Chordata, Mammalia, Artiodactyla, Suidae. The record is from RefSeq and is a predicted model, not a curated record. The transcript has 2 exons. Gene Ontology annotation, biological process: regulation of toll-like receptor signaling pathway.
CAGUUAUUGCCUCCCCCUUCCUGGGACUUCCCACUGUUCUUUAGCACAAAUCAAACUUGAGCAAAAACAAGUUUUUCCAUAGGAUCAGUUAUAAAAAAACCAGCAACUGCGAUGAUCAGCUUAAUGACCAAGUUUCUUGGUCUUACCAGUGAAAAGUAGACUCACCAAAGGCUUGUGAACAUUUCUGGCAAAAGCACUGGCUGGCUUGUUCAUCUCUUAUAUGGUCAAUCGUUGUGUUUCUGCGGGACCAAAGGCACAGACUGGUUAGUGAAGUCUCUUCCAGAAUGCUGUCAGAAGGGUAUCUCAGUGGACUCGCCUACCAGAAUGACAUCUACUGGAACUGUACAUCUUGUAACGAGCAGGUAGUUGAGGAAAAAGAAGAGACUGAAGCCACAGCUGCUACUGCUCUUUACUAUUCCCCUGUGGACAAAACGCAAGUCCGAAGUCUCUAUGUGAGCUGCAAAUCCUCUGACAAGUUUAUUUCUUCAGUGCAUUCGAGAGAGAGCCAUCCUAGCAGAAAUCCGAUGAUCACGGUAUUGCAAGCCAAUCCCAAUCCUGUGUUCGAAAGCCCGAACUUGGCCACAGUUGAGUUAUAUAGAGAUCCCAGCAGAGAGACCUACCUGGUUCCUCCUUCCUGCAAGAGUAUUUGCAAGAAUUACAAUGACUUACAUAUUGCAGGGGGCCAGGUGAUGGCCCUUAAUUCAGUGACAACGGAUUUUGCCUCCGAGGGCAGUUUCGAACAUGGCCCUUUGCUGAAAUCGUCUGAGAUUCCUUUGACCAUGGAGGAUUCCAUUUCCACUCAGCCCAGUGACUUGCCACCAAAACCCAUCCAGCGCUAUUCAUCCUACUGGAGAAUCACCAGUGUCAAAGAGAAAAGCAGCCUGCAAAUGCAGAAACCUAUUUCGAAUGCAGUCCUGAAUGAGUACCUGGAGCAGAAGGUGGUGGAGUUAUAUAAGCAGUACAUUAUGGACAAUAUGUUCCAUGACAGCUCUCCUACACAGAUUCUGGCAUCUGAACUCAUUAUGACAAGUGUGGACCAAAUUAGCAUUCAAGUCUCUAGAGAGAAGAAUCUGGAGACCUCAAAAGCCAGGGAUAUAGUCAUUAACCGUCUGCUACAGUUGGUGUCAACUGAAAUCAGCACACCGAGUCUCCAUAUUUCUCAGUAUAGUAAUGUGAAUCCAUAGAGAGAAUGCUUCUAUUCCUUUUGCUCAACUCCUCAAAUCUUAGGCAACAAUCAUUCACUGACUCUGAGAAUGUGCAGGAGGGUUGCUAAGGGGAGUCAUGAACUGGAGAAACAAAGGUCUGCUGGAGGUCAGGUGUGGAUUAGGAGGGAAUCUGCUAAUAAUAACAACACAUGAAGGAAUGUGGGGAGAGGAACUGUAAUGACUUCAAAGCGACGGUUGGAUAGCAACAAAGCAAAAAUAAAAACGAUCAGAAAAUAAAACAUAUGAUUCCCUUAAGGGAACAAAGAAAUUGAAAAAGACACACCAAAGAAGAACAUGCACCAUGGCAAAGCUAGAAGCCAAAGGUUUCAGGGUAAGGAGUUAAGACUACGUUUGCCACUCAAGUAAAUUCCUCCAAGUUGUUUCUCCUUGAGGGAAAUGGACUGUGAAGGCUGCUAUAUUUGGGUAGAAAGACAGGUUCAAACAGGUUUCAAAAUAUGUUUCUAUCUCUUUUCUCUAUCCUGUAACAGAUGACUUAAAAAUAUAUUCAUAAAUAUUAAAAUAGUA